GCGGGUCUUGGCGCUACCAUAGUGGGAUUCGUAAAUUUGCCUCCCGAAUGCCAGGACAAGCUGUCUUGCUAGCUGCAUUAGCUUACUCGUGGACGACGUAUGAGCUCACUAUUUGUGUGGGUAGUUAACUAUCUUGUUAAUUCAUUUCGUCUCUUGGGUCAAAGAUCUUUCACUUCCUGUAUCUCCCGAAUUCAAUUUACCAGAGCCAUAUCUGCAAUUUACGAACCCGUGAGGUGAAAACUGUUUGGAGGCUUCCUCGCUGUGUUGCCAUCAUCACAAUGUCUGGAAGUCCUGCUGUGGUAAUGCGGCUAGUGGCCUCUGCCCACACUGUGGCUGAAAAGGCUGGGGCCAUUGUGAGGAAGGUCCUUCACAGUGGAGAACUUGGCAUUGUGGAAAAGACUGGAGCUAAUGAUCUGCAGACUCUGGCAGACAGACUGGCACAACAGAGCAUUUGUGCGUCACUGUCCAGGAUUUUCCCCAAAAUCACCAUUAUUGGAGAAGAGGAGCUUCCAGCUGAGGAGAUAAAAGAAGAUCUCAUUGAGGGCGGCCACUCAGAGGAAAUCCUCCAGAAGACAUGUCCAGCAGAAUAUAGCGGGCUGAAAGAGGAGGAGCUAGUUGUGUGGGUUGAUCCCCUCGAUGGCACAAAGGAAUAUACUGAAGCGUCGAGGUGUCACCAUCACCAAACUGAGGCCCAGAUACCAAACAAAGGGUCGGACACCUCUCGGCCUCACAGCACAGCUCUCUGGCUCCUGGAUAAUGUGACAGUGCUUAUUGGUAUUGCAUACGAAGGCAGAGCUAUUGCAGGUGUCAUCAACCAGCCUUUCUACAACUACCAGCUUGGAGCAGGAGCAUCUUUAGGAAGAACCAUGUGGGGAAUGCUGGGAUUGGGCGCUUUUGGAUUUCAGCUGCAGGAAGUUCCAGGUGACAGACGCAUCGUCACCACCACACGUUCCCAUAGCAACAAGCUGGUAACGGACUGUGUAAACGCCAUGGAGCCUCAUGAAGUUAUAAAAGUGGGGGGUGCUGGGAACAAGAUAAUUCAGCUUGUUGAAGGAAAGGCUUCUGCUUAUGUCUUCGCCAGUCCAGGGUGCAAGAAGUGGGACACCUGUGCUCCUGAAGCCAUUCUGCAUGCUGUUGGAGGUAAACUGACUGACAUGCAUGGCAAUGCAUACUGCUAUAAUGCUAACGUAAAGCACAUGAAUUCUGCUGGCGUUCUUGCUACACUACGCAACCACGAGUACUACGUCAGCAGAGUACCACAGUCAGUGCUGCAAGCCCUCAAGUCAGAUUGAGGUCUGUCUCCAUCAGAAAUCGCACUGUCCCUCUGUGGCUCAGAGAUUCAGUAUUUAAUAUCCAUCCACAAAUGCAGAAACCUUUGUCUGAAAAUGUCAUAAAAUAAAAAGUAGAACAUGAUCAUAUCAAA
This is a messenger RNA of Perca fluviatilis (European perch), 1423 nucleotides long. RefSeq names its product bisphosphate nucleotidase 1 (gene bpnt1). The transcript has 10 exons. Gene Ontology annotation, molecular function: 3'(2'),5'-bisphosphate nucleotidase activity. Lineage: Eukaryota; Metazoa; Chordata; Actinopteri; Perciformes; Percidae. The coding region runs from base 279 to 1292 and encodes 337 amino acids. Gene Ontology annotation, biological process: phosphatidylinositol phosphate biosynthetic process. The record is from RefSeq and is a predicted model, not a curated record.